This is a messenger RNA of Clavispora lusitaniae ATCC 42720, 468 nucleotides long. The record is from RefSeq and is a predicted model, not a curated record. NCBI's taxonomy places the organism in Eukaryota, Fungi, Ascomycota, Pichiomycetes, Serinales, Metschnikowiaceae.
AUGCAGUACCUCCCUAAAGAACAUCAGUACCUCCCUAAAGAACAUCAGUACCUCCCUAAAGAACAUCAGUACCUCCCUAAAGAACAUCAGUACCUCCCUAAAGAACAUCAGUACCUCCCUAAAGAACAUCAGUACCUCCCUAAAGAACAUCAGUACCUCCCUAAAGAACAUCAGUACCUCCCUAAAGAACAUCAGUACCUCCCUAAAGAACAUCAGUACCUCCCUAAAGAACAUCAGUACCUCCCUAAAGAACAUCAGUACCUCCCUAAAGAACAUCAGUACCUCCCUAAAGAACAUCAGUACCUCCCUAAAGAACAUAAAGAACAUCAGUACCUCCCUAAAGAACAUCAGUACCUCCCUAAAGAACAUCAGUACCUCCCUAAAGAACAUCAGUACCUCCCAAAGAACAUCGUACCACUUCACGUUAAGAAUGGUUUGCUGUAUAUUCCAAUUGUUCUCUUCCUUUAA